Molecule: messenger RNA, 207 nt
Organism: Postia placenta MAD-698-R-SB12
Lineage: Eukaryota; Fungi; Basidiomycota; Agaricomycetes; Polyporales; Adustoporiaceae
Exons: 2
Coding region: 1-207 (68 amino acids)
Source: RefSeq, a predicted model, not a curated record
AUGCGUCUCUUGCCCUCUCCUGAUCCCGGCGAUAGCACAGACGUCGCUCAAGUCAAGGUCGAUGCGGACCACGAUCUAAAACUCGAUGCACUGGGCCCUAUGGUGGUGAACAGCGAUGGGACGCUAUCCAGAAUAGUUAAUUGGCAGAACAUGACUGAGUUCGAGCGGGAGCGGACCAUGCGUGUGUUGACUGCACGGAAUCAGUAA